Messenger RNA from Anopheles moucheti, 3614 nucleotides. RefSeq names its product coiled-coil and C2 domain-containing protein 1-like (gene l(2)gd1). Bases 122 to 2722 code for a protein of 866 amino acids. Gene Ontology annotation, cellular component: nucleus. Gene Ontology annotation, biological process: regulation of transcription by RNA polymerase II. The transcript has 5 exons. Gene Ontology annotation, molecular function: RNA polymerase II cis-regulatory region sequence-specific DNA binding; DNA-binding transcription repressor activity, RNA polymerase II-specific. The record is from RefSeq and is a predicted model, not a curated record. NCBI's taxonomy places the organism in Eukaryota, Metazoa, Arthropoda, Insecta, Diptera, Culicidae.
UCGAUAGUACGCUCAAAACAAGACGCAUGUUAAAUUUCUGUGCAGUGAAAAGGACCUUCGCAGUCAUUAAAAGUGCAAUUAGUGUUUGUGUUUAAUGCACGGUCUGUGAUUGUGUUGUACAAUGUUUAGUUUCAGCAAACCAACGCCACCAAAGCGUGAACGAACGCGAAAUCCUGCGGAGUUUGGAAUAUUCGGACUAUCGAACGACGUCUCAGGUCUUGGCGAUGAUGUAGAUGAUGCAAGUGAUCCAGAUGACGAUGCUUUAGAAGCAGAACUGGCUGCCAUUACGGCUGGAAUGGGUGGCGUUCGAAAGCCGAAACCAAAAACAAAUCAGAAAGGAAUUGUGGCACCACAAGAGUUGGAUGCUAUGGUUGCGGCUAGUUUGCGAGACGUCGGUAGCGACGAAGAUGCGUCCGAUGAUGACGACGAUGACUCGGAUUUGAUGAACGAACUGUCAGCAAUUACGGGAGGCACGGUCGAAUAUGAAGACAAUCGGUCUGAAGAGGAUGUUGCAAAGUCUAAACCUCCUGCAGCUGCUCCAAGGAAAAGUUCAUCGAAUGAGGAAUUGGUUGCUCUUCUUAAAACACGUGUGGCAAUGUAUACACAGGCCGAAGAGGGUGCUAAGAAAGCGGGAGAUUCCGGCAAAGCUAGACGGUUUAAUCGUGGGCUUAAAACACUCAAAGACCAAUUGCGAUUGGCCGAAGCUGGAAAAGCAGUCGAUCAAAGUGAAAUACCUCCGGAAGUGAGCGUAAAAUUAGCAGCACCAUCAAAAGAUGCUACGGAUGAUACAUCAAAGCCUGCUACUGCUCCUGUUCGUCCAGCGCCUCCACCUCCAUCAACGGUCACUCCUACUCCAGAUGAGCCAGGACCCUCCCGAUCGGCCCCACCUGUGCCACCAAGGCGUGAGGUAAAGCCACCACCGAUGCCCGCUCCGUUAUUGCAAGAUACGGCUGCGAAGGGAAAUCCUAAGCUAACCCUGCUGAAUGAGAGAAAGCAACUCUACAAGCAAGCAGCACUAAAUGCGAAAAAAGCAGGAAAUAACGAACAAGCGAUGGCGUACGUAAAGGUUCUGAAACAGUUCGAUGUGGUAAUUCGUGCCGUGGAGAACGGUGAGGAGGUAGAUCUUAGUAGAAUGCCACCGCCACCCAGUGAGUUUAACACCGCGCAGACUAGCCAACCAGCAGUGCCUUCCGAUAGUAAAGCGAAACAAGACGAAAAGAUGCAGAAGGAAGCGGAAGUACCAUCACCAUCCGUUUCUACUACGAAUACAGAACAACCGGCUGAAGAAGAAGAAGAGGAAGAGGAAAACUUAAUUCAAGCUUCCAGUGUAAUGGAAGCACUUGAACAGCGAUUGGAAAAGUAUAUAUCCGUCGAACAGGCGGCAAAAGAUGAGGGCAACAGUUCGAAAGCCCGUCGAAUGGGAAGAAUCGUGAAGCAAUAUCAAGACGCGAUAAAGAUGCAUAAGGCUGGGAAACCGAUUCCCAUCGAUGAGUUGCCGACUCCUCCGGGCUAUGGGCCAAUACCAGUCGACGGGCCUCCGAAGCCUCCGGUACCAGUUGUGGCUAAAAAACCUGCUCCUUCUAUACCGCAGAAACCUCAAGUUGCAUCGCCGCUAGUACCGGCAGCAGAGUCAGUGCCAGGAUCCAGUAAGAGCUCACCGAAAUCAGCUACUCUGUUCGAUAAACAGUUAAACCUUUUACUCGAACGUCACCGUGAAUACAAGCAGGCAGCUAUCGAAGCGAAAAAAGCGGGCGAUCUGGACGAAGCGAAGGAAUGUUUGCGAGUAUUUAAGGGGCUGGAAAAGCUGAUAGAGGUAGCGCGUGCUGGUGGUAGGGUAGAUUUGACAACGGUUCCGAUUGCGCCCUCGAAACGGAACGCACUCGAGGCCUCCUUCACUAUCGUGAACUCCGAGGACUGUGAUCAGGUGGGGGGAGAUAAUGAGCAAACUGGUGCCGAUCAGGGCGAUGAGGGUGAGACACGCAUACGGCUGGAGGAGCAACUAUCGAAGCAGUUGAUAAUUUGCCGGAAUACUCGUGAUCAUCAUCGUGCAAUGGGAGAUAUUGCGGGAAUGAACAAAUUUGAAAAUCUCGCCCUCAACGUACAGAAAGAUCUCGAUCUGGUGCGACUGAUUCACCGGCAGGGUUUACCGCUGCCAAAGUUCCACUAUGAAAAGUUGCAAUUUAAUGUGGUGAAAUGCCACACGGAUCUGUCGGAUAAUGAGGUCGAGAUAUGUGUGGUGCGCGGAAUCAAUUAUAACGUGCCCAAUCCGAAGGAUGUUGAUACUUACGUUAAGUUUGAGUUUCCUUAUCCACAGGAAGACCCAUUAAAGGGAAGGACGAACCUCGUGAAAGACACUCACAGUCCUGAGUACAACUACCAGCAAACGUUCGAAAUCCAACGCAGCCAGCGCAACUGUCAACGCGUAUUCAAGCGACAUGCGCUGAAGUGUGAAGUCUUUUCGAAGGGCUGCUGCUGUCACGGUGCAUCAACUGGACUUUUCUCCUGUUUCAGUGGUUUCCUGCGCUCAGACGUGCUGAUCGGAACGGUGACGGUCAAGUUGCAGCCGCUGGAGACGCAGAUCGAAAUCCACGAUUCAUUUCCGCUAAUGGACGGGAGGCGUACGGUCGGUGGUAAGCUCGAGGUCAAAAUACGUGUCCGUAAUCCCAUCCUGACGAAGCAAAUCGAGCAGAUUAACGAACGUUGGGUGGUGCUCGAUUCAUAGACACACUUCCGGGACGACGAAUGACUUCCGUUUCGAGAUGGCGCGACACACACGCGGGACUUGAAAUCCUGAACCAAAUUACCGAACUAUGUGUACGUAUGUGUCUGUGUUUGUAUGUGUAUAUGUGUGUGUGAACCGUUCCAAGGAGGGUACUGGUAUGAAAAUGCAACAACGAAACGUUUUGUGCAACGGAUUGUGCGAAAUGUAGUUGAAUAAAUUAAAUGCGUACGCCGCUUUGGCUUUGUAUUUUGGACAGACCGUGCAAACCGAUUUCGGUCGAUGUUAGAAUGUGAUAUUCAAGGAAACCGCUCGCCCGUAGCACUGGGUCAACGCGAGAAACCAACCGUGUGCUAUAUUUGUGGGGUUUUGCCGGUAUCAAUUGAAUUGAAUACAACUACCAUCGCGUUCGCUUCUUGAAUUACUGCUUGGUAUGGGAGCUUGAAUCGCGCAUGGACAUGGCAGUACGUCACAAAGCAUAAAGUAUGUCCAUUUGGCUAAUUUGAUACUGCACGAUGGUGUUACACAGUGCAGAAGACAAUGAAACGAACACGCUUACGGUUAUCUAAUUGUUAGGUAUGAAACGAACUUCAAAGAAGAGAUACAGUGCAAACCAAAACUCGCACAUGCAAAAUGAGUCUCGUAACGCUUUUACGUUUGGGUAACAUAUAAUGAAAAAGAAACAAUACUUUGUAUUACGGUUUUUGAUUUUAGUUGAAGUGUAAAUUCAAAAUUUCAUUUAAUUCGUUACCAGAAGGUCAGCAAUACUUUUUGCUUUUAUGUAUUUAUCAGUAGAAAAAACACUAUGCGAAGGUGGAAAACUGUUAACAAUUUUCAACAUCAAAUCAAUCUGUAAUAUGCAAGAUUAAAUAAAACAUGUGAUUAAGUACCAGUU